Messenger RNA from Oncorhynchus tshawytscha (Chinook salmon), 3366 nucleotides. Its product is annotated as ETS-related transcription factor Elf-2. The record is from RefSeq and is a predicted model, not a curated record. The transcript is spliced from 7 exons. Gene Ontology annotation, cellular component: nucleus. Lineage: Eukaryota; Metazoa; Chordata; Actinopteri; Salmoniformes; Salmonidae. Gene Ontology annotation, biological process: regulation of transcription by RNA polymerase II; cell differentiation. The coding region runs from base 609 to 2204 and encodes 531 amino acids. Gene Ontology annotation, molecular function: sequence-specific DNA binding; DNA-binding transcription factor activity, RNA polymerase II-specific.
GAGUAUCCUGCUGUGGUGGUGGAAGAGGUGCCCAGUGCCCAGUUGGAGCAGUGCUACGCUGCCCAGGUGUUGGUCUACGAUGACGGGACCUAUCUGAUGCAGGACGUGGGAGACGAGCAGGAGGUGGUCACCGAGGUAGUGGAGACAGGACCAUCUCAAGAAGGACAUCUAGUGGUGUAUGAACUGAGCCCACUGGAAGAGUGACAGAAGUCAUGAGGUUUGAGGAAGGGGACAGCUUUUUAGGAUGUUGACCAAUGACCAUCCUCAAGAUAGGUCUUCUCUGUAGGCAGUAGUUACUAUGCACAACCGGAUGCAGGAGGGUUGUGAAUGAGUGAGAUAAAGAGCGGCGAAAUAGAAGACUUAGGGUGAUAGCUGGUACAGGCUACGUCUCUCCAACGCUACACGGUUUACUAUCAGUGUCCCAAAAGUACAGGUUCACUUAGCCUAACCUCUCAUUAUUUAAUGAAAGAAACAUCCAUCUUGCCCAGCUAACUGCUUCUAAGGGUGAACGUCUGUGGUAUCUACUGCUGUAGGGCCUCAGGCAUAGGAAGAUACGGUUGAAUACUCAUUGAAACAAAGUAAUUGAACGAACAUUACAUUGAAAUGAAAUGUAUUUUCGCCACUCCUUUAACCUACCACCCCCGUCCACCCCCGUCUCCUGUGUUGUUGUAGUAGAGGUGUCGUCACACGGGGGCAUGGUGUGCUUUGAUAAGACCUUUGAGGCGGCCGAGGCCCUUCUUCACAUGGACUCCACCAGCAGUUUCCAUGGAGACCGCAACAACACAGUGGAGGAUGUGAUGAUGGAGACGGUGGUGGAGGUGUCUACAGAGUGUGAGCCCAUAGAAGAGGACAGCUUCCCUAUACCCCCCGACUAUGAGCCUCCGUCUGCCAAGAAGAAGAAAGGGGGACGGAAGCCGAAGACACAACAGCCUCAGCCUGACACCAACGGCAACAUUGACCUGGGGAUCAGGCAGAGACCCAGAGAGGGAAAAGGGAGCACCACCUACCUAUGGGAGUUCCUGUUGGAUCUCCUCCAGGAUAAGAACACCUGUCCCAGGUACAUCAAGUGGAUGCAGCGGGACAAGGGCAUCUUCAAGCUGGUCGACUCCAAGGCCGUGUCCAAGCUGUGGGGCAAACACAAGAACAAACCUGACAUGAACUAUGAAACCAUGGGCAGGGCACUCAGGUAUUACUACCAGAGGGGGAUCCUAGCCAAGGUGGCGGGCCAGAGGCUCGCCUACCAGUUUAAAGACAUGCCCAAGAACAUCAGGGUGAUCGACGAUGACAGGGAGGAGGAGGGAGAGGAGGGGGAACCCUCUGAGCACCACCAGACACUGAUUAUUGACCCUGCCACCUCCACCCAGACACAGCAGAGCUACGUCACCGUCAUACCCACCUCGUCCGGCAACAGGACCAUGCGUUUGGCCAUGCCCAUGGUCAUGACGACGACACUGGGUCAGAUGACCCUCAACUCCUCCACCGUCUUCACCACCCAGGCUCCCAUCACCCUGGGCAACGCCCACGCUGGCGGGCCCAAGCUGGUGAUCCAGACCCUGCCCGCCAUGAUGCCCGCCGGGGCCAAGAGCGGAGAGAAGAUCACCAUCAUCACCAUCCCGGCGGCCCAGCUAGCUCAGCUAACGCAGGGCAACCUUUCAGCCCAGCUCUCAGGCCAGCUAGCUCAGCUCAUACAGGCUAAACCAGUCACCCAUCUGGUGCAGGCUAAACCAGUCACCCAUCUGGUGCAGGCUAAACCAGUCACCCAUCUGGUGCAGGCUAAACCAGUCACCCAUCUGGUGCAGGCUAAACCAGUCACCCAUCUGGUGCAGGCUAAACCAGUCACCCAGCUGGUGCAGGCUAAACCAGUCACCCAGCUGGUGCAGGCUAAACCAGUCACCCAGCUGGUGCAGGCUAAACCAGUCACCCAGCUGGUGCAGGCUAAACCAGCCCCUCCACUCAUACUGGCAAAGCCUGUGACUGUGACCCAGCAGCCACCUGCCGCCUCCCCUGUAGGUAAACCACAGCUCCCUCCCUCCACCACCAUCACAAUCCCUGUACCUACCCCCUCUACACACCCUGAAAAAGAAGCCAUCUCACCCCACACAGCCCUUCCAGAGUCCACCCCUCCAGUGAGCACGGAGCUCCCCCAGUCUAGCCCGGGAGACCCCUCUGACUCGGCAGUUGGCACAGAACCCAGUGGACCCUGAAUCUUGAACUCGAGGCCAAGGGGCCCGACAGCUACUGACUCCAUAUUGACCCUGUGUUUUGAAGUGGAGUCUUCCCUUCCCAUCCUCCAAUCACUGGGCAGUGGAGCUGUAGGACCAUACAGUGGAGGAGAGCUCUGAACCUCAGCUAUGGAGCUCCUAGUUACCAGGGAGCUAGUCUUCAAACUGGAGCUGCAGUGCCAUCCCUCCCUCCACAUCAGAAAACCAGGAAAAGAGAUGAGGAUAAAGGGACUUUGUAUACAUAGCUACACUCUUCUACGUAUUGAUUUAGACAGUGAAGCUAAAACUUUUAAUUUGGCUCUCUACUCCAGCAUUUUGGAUUUGAUGAAUUAUUUCAUGUGAGGUGACCGUACAGAAUGACACAGCCAAAAUAAACUGCAAAUGCAUCCAACAAGUUUGUAGAGUCACAAGCUGAUGUAGUCAUUGCAUGCCAGGAAUAUGGAACCAAAUACUAAACUUAUGUAUAUUAAAUACUUAUGAUACUUUCAAAUGGACUGUUUUCAUUUAACGGUAAAACAGAUAUGUAGGAAAAUACCCUCAAAACAGGUGACAUUCUGAACGGUCCCCUCACAUGAAACAUUUAAUCUCACAUUUUAAAUGCUGGCGUAUAGAGCCAAAUUAAAAGUUUUAGCUUCGCUGUUCAGAUAAAUAUGUAGGGGAGUGUACAUGCUUUAGAAGCUCUUUGGAUCUCAAACGAUGGGCAAGCCUUAGAUUGUACAUUGAACAUGCUUCUUUUAAUCAAAAACAUAAUAUAAAGGAAGCCUGAAAGAUUUGUGUAAACUUUUUGAUACUCUUCAGCAGGUUACGUACGAUGUAUUCUAAGUUCAAUGCAAGUGUAGUUCUUUUUGUCUCGUAGUUGAAAUCUUUGGGUUUUCCUCUUGACUGGUUGGUUCCCAUCAUCUGGCUAUGGAAAGUAGUCUAGUCCUCCACAGCACUGUCCCUCCACACUCAAUGUUUUUUUUUGUGUUAUUAUAUAUAUUUUUUACUGUUCAGAAAAGGGAGCGAAAGGAUGUUUGUGUUAAGAAAAGACAGAUCCAGAUGGUAUAUUCCCACAUUUUGAAGCAUAUGCUAUUUUCAUGUACUCUCAAAGUGUAUUGAUGUAGAUUUUACUGAAGUAUGUAUUAUAUAAAAACAUGAAUUGAAA